Messenger RNA from Cavia porcellus (domestic guinea pig), 2146 nucleotides. It is a transcript of the gene Samd1, whose product is annotated as sterile alpha motif domain containing 1. Lineage: Eukaryota; Metazoa; Chordata; Mammalia; Rodentia; Caviidae. Gene Ontology annotation, molecular function: DNA binding; protein binding. The transcript is spliced from 5 exons. The record is from RefSeq and is a predicted model, not a curated record. Bases 1 to 1632 code for a protein of 543 amino acids.
AUGGCGGGGCCCCCGGCCCUACCCCCGCCGGAGACGGCGGCGGCCGCCACCACGGCAGCCGCCACCUCGUCGUCCGCCGCGUCCCCGCACUACCAAGAGUGGAUUCUGGACACCAUCGACUCGCUGCGCUCGCGCAAGGCGCGGCCGGACCUGGAGCGCAUCUGCCGGAUGGUGCGGCGGCGGCACGGCCCGGAGCCGGAGCGCACGCGCGCCGAGCUCGAGAAACUGAUCCAGCAGCGCGCCGUGCUCCGGGUCAGCUACAAGGGGAGCAUCUCGUACCGCAACGCGGCGCGCGUCCAGCCGCCCCGCCGCGGGGCCACCCCGCCCGCCCCGCCGCGCGCCCCCCGUGGGGCCCCGGCCGCCGCGCCGCCGCCCACGCCCGCCCCACCGCCGCCGCCGCCCGCGCCCGUCGCCGCCGCCGCUGCCGCCGCCCCGGCCCGGGCGCCCCGCGCCACCGCCACAGCGCCCCCCUCGCCCGGCCCCGCGCCGCCGGGCCCCCGCGCACAGCGGGCCGCGCCCCUGACCGCGCCGCCGCCCGCGCCCGCCGCCGCCGCCGCGUCCCCGGCCGUGGCGCCCCCGCCCGGCCCGCGCCGUGCCCCCCCGCCCGCCGUCGCCGCCCGGGAGCCGCCGCUGUCGCCUCCGCCGCCGACCCCGCCGCCGCCGGCGCCGACCCAGCAGCCGCCGCCGCAGCAGCAGCAGCAGCAGCAGCAGCCGCCGCCGGAGGGGGGCGCGGCGCGCCCGGGGGGCCCGGCGCGGCCCGUGAGCCUUCGGGAAGUCGUGCGCUACCUCGGGGGCAGCAGCGGCGCGGGCGGGCGCCUGACCCGCGGCCGCGUGCAGGGGCUGUUGGAGGAAGAGGCGGCGGCGCGGGGCCGCCCGGAGCGCACCCGCCUCGGAGCGCUCGCACCGCCACGCGGGGACAGGCCCGGACGGGCCCCGCCGGCUGCCAGCGCCCGCGCGUCGCGGAGCAAGAGAAGUGGAGAAGAGCGCGUGCUUGAGAAAGAAGAGGAGGAAGAAGAUGAAGACGACGACGAUGACGAAGACGACGUUUCUGAAGGCUCAGAAGUGCCCGAGAGUGACCGUGCCGCCGGUGCCCAGCACCUCCAGCUUAACGGCGAGCGAGGCCCCCCCAGCGCUAAGGAGAGGGGCAAGGAGUGGACGCCCUGCGCGCCUCUCCCGGGGCAGGACGAAGGGCGGGGCCCGGCACCCGGCAGCGGAACCCGCCAGGUGUUCUCUCUGACGGCCCUCAGUAAGGAAGGAGGAUCCGCCUCUGUUGCCACGGGGCCAGAUUCCCCAUCCCCUGUGCCUUUGCCCCCGGGAAAGCCAGCGCUCCCUGGGGUGGACGGGACCCCCUUCGGCUGUCCGCCUGGGCGCAAGGAGAAGCCAGCAGACCCGGUGGAGUGGACAGUAAUGGAUGUGGUGGAGUACUUCACCGAGGCCGGCUUCCCCGAGCAGGCCACUGCCUUCCAGGAGCAGGAGAUUGAUGGCAAGUCCCUGCUGCUCAUGCAGCGCACUGACGUGCUCACCGGCCUCUCCAUCCGCCUGGGCCCGGCCCUGAAGAUCUAUGAGCACCACAUCAAGGUGCUGCAGCAGGGCCACUUCGAGGAUGACGACCCUGACGGCUUCCUGGGCUGAGCCUUGCCCUCCCUAUGGCUCCCCAAGUGUCCAGAGCCAACCAGGGCACCCGGGCCCUAGUGACAGAUUUUCAUCCAGGGGCGCCUUGUUCAUUCCCUUUUUGCCUCCCACACACACAAUUUCCCCCUGCCACCCCCGCAUCUUCUGCGCCCCCAGAAUCGUCGGAGUAAGGGGUUGGGACUCCAGGAGGCCAGCCCCCCUGCCGGCCCAAGGACUUUUUUUUGGAAAAAAAAAAAAACUGGGCUUCCCCAAAAAAAUCAUUUUCAGCCAGAUGUUUGCUAUAUAAAUGGUUCUGCCUGUUCAUUUUGGUGGGUGGUCUCCUCCCCAACCACCUCAGCCCCUGCCCAGCUGGCUGUCCCUGCCUUCCAGCACGGGGGAGGGUUGGGGGACAAGUUGGGUGGGGUCCCUGGGACUUAUCCCAUCCCUUUCUGUCAGGCAUUGCUCCAGCUGGCUGUAUUGCUUUUUAAUAUUACACCGAAGGUUUUUUAAAUAAAGUUUAAAAAAAAAAGAAAAA